GCCCGCCCUCGCCCUCACCGUCAACACCUGACACGGUUAUUAUCUGUGCCAAGCACGAGAGCGAUCCGUCACCCAUCAUGGCGAAUCGAAUCCAUCAAGAUAUGUCUGCCGUCCUGUCUGAGCACUACCUCGGCGAGUUCAAGAUGCGACUCGGUAACAUCACCUGCACCGAGAUGGUGCGGCCCCUCAGCCAAAAUGGUCUGAAACACCUCGAGCGCUCCAUUCAAGAAGUGGGCUGGCUCGAGAGUUUUGCUCCUUCUUCUGUUGUCAUCCAGCAAGACCGCCUCGGUGACAGCGAUGAACCCGCUGCCGAGGCCGCGCUCACCACACCUGCCCACACUCUAGACAGCAACCACAGGGUGGCUACGCUGAAGAAGAUGGACGGCGAAAGUGGCGUGUUCCUCGUUCGGGUCUACCUCGAGUUCAGGCAUGCAUGCGGAUGA
Molecule: messenger RNA, 443 nt
Organism: Ectocarpus sp. CCAP 1310/34
Lineage: Eukaryota; Phaeophyceae; Ectocarpales; Ectocarpaceae
Source: the annotation of a GenBank genome assembly